AUGGGACUGGUCCACGAAAUUGCCAUGACGCCGCAGGUCCUUGCCGCCCUCCUCCUCGGCGGCCUGGUCUGGCUUGUUGUCCGUGCCUGGGUCCGCUCGCAGACCGACUCGCUGGCAGCUGACGGCGGGAGCGGCGAGGCGCGGAGCAACAAGAAGCUGUUUCUGGCCGCCGAGGUGAGCAAGCACGCAAGCCCCGAGGAUUUGUGGAUGAUUGUUCACGGCAAGGUCUACGACGUGACGCCGUACGUCGAUACCCACGAGGGCGGCGACGCCAUCCUCAACAACGCCGGCGGCGACAACACCGACGGCUUCCACGGCCCGCAGCACCCGUCCAAGGCCCACGAGAUGCUCAAGGAGUACUACAUUGGCGAGUGCCUCGACGCCGAUGCCGACGGCAAGGCCAAGGCCGCCGUCUCCAUCUCCAACGCCCAGCUCGCUGCCCACGGCAACGACGACGACGCCUGGAUCGCUGUCAACGGCUUUGUCUUUGACGUCACCGGCUACAUGCCCAACCACCCCGGCGGCGCCGCCGCACUCGCCGCCUGGGCCGGCUCCGACGCCACCGACGCUUUCUACGGCGACCAGCACCCGGUCGACGCCGUCAUCGAGCUCAAGAAGCACUUUAUCGGCGUCCUCGCGUAGCCCUGCAGCGGUACGGUUGUUCAAAGUGAACCACACAGCACAUAC
This is a messenger RNA of Thecamonas trahens ATCC 50062, 687 nucleotides long. RefSeq lists its product as uncharacterized. Bases 1 to 642 code for a protein of 213 amino acids. Gene Ontology annotation, molecular function: heme binding. The record is from RefSeq and is a predicted model, not a curated record. The transcript has a single exon. Gene Ontology annotation, cellular component: intracellular membrane-bounded organelle; membrane. Lineage: Eukaryota; Apusomonadida; Apusomonadidae.